GAGGUCACAUUUGGUUGUGUGCAGUGGUGUGAAUGACAAUGACAAGGAGUUCACUUUCAAUAUGUCCCAGAAAUGGUGGUAUGGUCCCCACAGAGGCCUGAUCUUAGCCACGCUGAGGGAGACAUUGACGUUUAAGGCAGCCAACAUGGAUAGAAGAUCUGUAGUUGGUUUAGUUCUCCCAAAUCUUAGUGUCCGUAUUCUUGAAAAAUUAUGUCUCUAUGGACAGAAGCAAUUGUGCUUUGUUGAAGAGAUAGAGUGGUCACAUCAAGUAUAGGUGUUUGUUAUUUCUUACAAUACAUUUUAUUGUUUUAUUUGUUGUGAACUUUUGUUAGGAAAUCCCAGAACCGCGCAUGCUCACUUCUGCUGCAGCGUAGCUCAUGAAUAUUUAAGCAUGUGGACGGUGAUCGGCCUGUGAUUGGAGCCCGUGGCCCAGUUUCCUGUUACUGUUGUGGAGUCGGUGCUGGAGGCCAGUGCUGCUUCACUAAAUGAGCCAGCAGAAGUUCAGUGUGUUUACUUGGAGCGGUGCUGCGGCUGUCAAUGUGAACAGACGCACAAUGGACGGAGGACACAGCUGAGGAGGUCCAUCCAUGCUCUGUUCGCUCUACCGGGAUUACAUUGUGUAAACUUGGGAUUUUGUGCCCACAGCUCGAUACUCACGGUGUUUUUUAAAACAGUUUUGACUGAAUAGUGUGGAUCACACGAAGACUGGAUAGAGAACAGAGAAGAGUUUGACUGUUGAAGACAGAAGAUGGGGAGCCGGGGGCACCAACGGUACCACUGGCAGAGCCACAAUGUCAAACACAGUGGAGUGGAUGACAUGGUGCUGCUCAGCAAGAUCAAUGAGGAUGCCAUUGUGGAGAACCUCAAGAAGAGAUACAUGGAUGACUACAUCUUUACAUACAUCGGGCCUGUGCUUAUCUCAGUCAAUCCCUUCAAGCAGAUGCCGUAUUUUGGGGAAAAAGAAAUCGAGAUGUAUCAAGGAGCUGCUCAAUAUGAAAACCCCCCUCACAUCUACGCCCUGGCAGACAACAUGUACAGAAACAUGAUGAUCGACCGAGAGAACCAGUGCGUCAUCAUCAGUGGGGAGAGUGGAGCAGGAAAGACUGUGGCGGCCAAAUAUAUCAUGAGCUACAUCUCCAGAGUGUCAGGUGGCGGGUCCAAAGUACAGCACGUCAAAGACAUCAUUCUGCAGUCCAACCCGUUGCUUGAGGCCUUUGGCAACGCCAAGACGUUGAGGAACAACAACUCCAGCAGAUUUGGGAAAUACUUUGAGAUCCAGUUCAGCUCCGGUGGAGAACCAGAUGGAGGGAAAAUCUCCAACUUCCUUCUGGAGAAAUCGCGUGUUGUCAUGAGGAAUCCUGGAGAAAGAAGUUUCCAUAUAUUCUAUCAGUUAAUAGAAGGAGCCGGUGGAGAGCAGAAGAGUAGCCUGGGAAUUACGAGUCUUGAUUACUACACUUACCUCAACCAGUCUGGUUCUUACAAGGUGGACGACAUCAAUGACAAGAGUGACUUCCAGGAGACGACGCAUGCCAUGGAUGUGAUCGGCAUCUCGGCUCAGAAUCGAUCCAUGGUGCUACAGAUUGUAGCUGGAAUCCUGCAUCUGGGAAAUAUCACGUUCAAGGAAUCAGGCAAUUACGCUGCUGUAGAGAGUGAAGAGUUCCUAGCUUUUCCUGCAUUUCUGCUUGGAAUCGAUCAGAACCGUCUGAAGGAGAAACUGACCAGCAGGAAGAUGGACAGCAAGUGGGGAAAAACGUUAGAGUCCAUAGACGUGACACUGAAUGUGGAGCAGGCGUGUUACACUCGUGAUGCUCUCUCGAAAGCCUUGCAUGCACGAGUGUUUGACUUCUUGGUGGAGUCUAUCAACAAAGCCGUGGUGAAAGACCAACAGGAAUUAAACGUCGGUGUGUUGGACAUUUAUGGAUUUGAAAUUUUCCAGAAAAAUGGAUUUGAACAGUUCUGCAUCAACUUUGUGAAUGAGAAGCUCCAACAGAUCUUUAUAGAGCUGACUCUCAAGGCGGAGCAGGAGGAAUAUGUGCAGGAAGGAAUCAAGUGGACUCCGAUCGAGUACUUCAACAACAAGAUUGUCUGCGAUCUCAUAGAGAGCAAAAAUCCUCCAGGUGUCAUGUGCAUUCUGGAUGACGUCUGUGCCACCAUGCAUGCAGUCGGUGAAGGAGCGGAUCAGACCAUGCUGCAGAAGCUGAGAGUCGGGAUCAACACACAUGAACACUUUAACAGCUGGAACCAGGGCUUCAUCAUCCACCAUUAUGCUGGCAAAGUGUCCUAUGACGCUGAGGGCUUCUGCGAGAGGAACCGAGACGUUCUUUUUACUGACCUCAUUGAGCUGAUGCAGAGCAGUGAAAUAGCCUUCAUCAGAACACUGUUUCCAGAGAACCUCAAUGCUGAGAAGAAGGGCCGACCCACUACUGCAGGCAGCAAAAUAAAGAAACAAGCCAAUGACUUGGUGAGCACGUUGAUGAAAUGUACGCCGCACUACAUCCGCUGCAUCAAACCUAAUGAAACCAAGAAGCCCAGAGACUGGGAGGAGAGUCGAGUGAAACACCAAGUGGAGUAUCUUGGUCUGAAGGAAAACAUCAGGGUGAGGCGAGCUGGCUACGCCUACCGUAGAGUCUUCAGGAAGUUCCUCAACAGGUAUGCCAUCCUGACCAAAGAGACCUGGCCAACGUGGCGAGGAGAUGAGAAACAAGGCGUCCUUCACCUCCUGCGGUCCGUGAACAUGGAUCAGGACCAGUUCCAGCUGGGUCGCACUAAAAUCUUUGUCAAAGCCCCUGAGUCGCUUUUCUUGUUGGAGGAGACCAGGGAGCGCAAGUUUGACGGCUAUGCCCGGACAAUCCAAAAAGCCUGGAGGAAAUAUGUGGCUCGCAAGAAGUACGUCCAAAUGAGGGAGGAAGCUUCUGACCUGCUUCUGAAUCGUAAGGAGAGAAGACGACACAGCCUCAACAGGAACUUUGUGGGAGAUUAUCUGGGCAUGGAAGACAGGCCAGAGCUUCGACAGUUCCUGGGGAAGAGGGAAAAGAUUGACUUUGCUGACACAGUCACAAAAUAUGACAGACGGUUCAAGGGAAUAAAGAGAGACUUGAUUCUUUCUCCAAAAGCCGUGUAUCUGAUUGGACGGGAAAAGGUGAAACAGGGACCAGAGAAAGGCCAGGUGACGGAGGUUCUGAAGAGGAAGAUUGAUGUGGAGAAGAUCCUGGCUGUUUCUCUCAGUACAAUGCAGGAUGACUUCAUGAUCUUACAUGAGCAGGAGUACGACAGUCUGCUGGACUGUGUCUUCAAGACAGAGUUCAUCAGUUUACUGGCCCGAAGGUUUGAGGAAAAAACUCAGAGAAAGCUACCACUCAAGUUUAAUAAUACACUGGAGAUGAAACUGAAAAAAGAGAACUGGGGUUUCCUCAGCGGCGGCGGCUCUCGGCAGGUUGUGUUUGUCCAGGGUCAGGGAGACAUGCCUGUGCUGAAGCCGUCCAGCAAAUCCCUGCAGGUCAGCAUCGGCCCUGGACUCCCCAAGAACACACGCCCCACCAGGAAGUCCUACACUCAGAGUCGCUCCAACGGCUCCAGAAACCACCAUCACAUCCCAUCACGCGCUGCACCAGGACCUCCAGAUUCUCACCAGAAUGGUGUCCUGAAAAACACCAACCAUGUAGCCAAUCAGAGAAAUUCACAGCAUCACAAUCCGAGGCAUCAAUCAUCCAACAACUCCACCCGCCCUUUCCUGCCUUCAGAAUCCCACCAGCCCAAGGAGCGAAGCAGCAGCCGAGGCCAGCCCAACCUCGACUGUCUGAGGGUCCCAGAGCUGGGGGCUGCAGGAGCUCACAGACCUUCGGCCAGCAGGCCUGCGCCAGGAGGAGGACGACCUAAACCUGCGCCCAAACCUAAACCUCAGGUGCCCCAGUGUAAAGCCCUGUACGCCUAUGAUGCUCAGGACACAGAUGAGCUCAGCUUCAAUGCUGAUGAUGUCAUUGAAAUCAUUAAGGAGGAUGUAUCUGGAUGGUGGACGGGACGACUCCGCGGGAAACAGGGUCUUUUCCCCAACAACUAUGUUAAGAAGAUCUAAGAGCCACAGGUUCACAGCUGUUAUGAAGAAGAUCCCUCACUGUUCAUGGUUCAUGUCGGCUGAUCUCAGUUUUUCUCCACUUCUGCCUUAAGUUGGAUGAAUGUAAAGCAAUUACACCAACAGAACAAAAGACCUGAGUUGAGGCUCUGCUUUAAUGACAAGAAGACUGUUUGACCAGGGCCUGUUUCUUGCUACAGUGCCUCUUAUUAGUGAACAAAACUAUUUAUUGUAUUUAUAGCUCUCUGUUCUUUUAUAUAGUGCUAAAAAAAAUCUGAGCUAACAAUACAUUUUAAACGCUGGAAUGAAGUAUACUUAAUCUGGGACCAGGCUGUGAUUUUUGUUUUAGUUCUUCAUGUCAAAAAUCUUUGUAAAACAGGUCCUCGGAUGAAGAAUCAGUUAGUGUCUCGGUGUCUGAAAUGAAGAGACUGCGUUUUUUAGCAGGUUUAUAUUUAUUACGGUGCAGAACUGUACUUCUCGGGAGGGACCAUCAGCAAGCAACCACACUGUGAUUGUUUUAAUGAUUUAAUGAAGCAAAGCAUUUUAUACAAGUCUGUUUCAACAACUCUCAGACUAGGCCAUGUGGUGUAUCAAAUUCAUGUGUGUGUGUGUGUUUCUUUCUUAUUGUGUUUCUCCCACAUCAGUUUAAGUGGAAGUGAUGAAUACUGUAAGCUGAGCGUGCUGUCUGUGGUCUAUUAGCACUUUAUCAGUACAGGUACUACCUUGAACACAGACGUCGUCACUCAUUUUCAUGCCACAGCCAGCGAGUGAGCGAAAUCUACUAGACAUGUGUCUUUAAAGUCACUGAGGAGAAGCUGUUUACAUGGAAUAAAACAGGCAUUGUAGAUCUGAUUCUGUAUAUGUGUUCAUAGUUUGGUAAAUGCCUGUUCUUGGUUUGACGUUAAAUUAAAAUUUUCUUCUGUUUUUUUUUUCUAUGAAGGAUCUAAUUUUCCCAUUUUGUUUCUACUUUUCAUAUUCACAGAACUGCUUUAUCUCCAUUUCACGACAUACCGAUGUCACAAAAAGGGACUGUCUGGAUUUUGUUUUUGGUUGAUUUGUUAACUUUGGUUCCAUGGCACUGCACAGAAUUUGUUUUGCUCCUCUUUAAUUGUUCCUGCACAUCUUUUGCACUGCUGUUGCAUUACUUAAACAUUCCUCUGUUAAAAGUUUUAUUUUAUGACACAACCAUGUAAAGCUCAAAUCAACUGCUGGAAAUUCUAUCAGUACAGAUAUAGUUUGAUCUGGGACGUUCUCAAACAUCCCUGUGCAAUACAUAAAAAAAAUUAAAAACAGCAGACAGGAUAUUUUAAUAAAGCAUGUAUUAUUGUAUAGUGAACUGCUAUUGUUGUUUUAUUAAAAAUGUCAAAUAAACAAAUUUUCCCACA
Cynoglossus semilaevis (tongue sole) is the source of this 5454-nucleotide messenger RNA. It is a transcript of the gene myo1ea, whose product is annotated as myosin IEa. The coding region runs from base 749 to 4072 and encodes 1107 amino acids. Gene Ontology annotation, biological process: endocytosis; glomerulus development; actin filament organization. The record is from RefSeq and is a predicted model, not a curated record. The transcript is spliced from 28 exons. NCBI's taxonomy places the organism in Eukaryota, Metazoa, Chordata, Actinopteri, Pleuronectiformes, Cynoglossidae. Gene Ontology annotation, cellular component: plasma membrane; myosin complex; microvillus. Gene Ontology annotation, molecular function: ATP binding; actin filament binding; microfilament motor activity.